AUGAGAACGAAACCGUUCCUGUUGAUUCUGACGAGCGUGCUUACGACCAGCUUUAUCCUGAUUCUGUUCGGUUCCGCCGGCCAACAGAAUGACUCGUUAAAGAACAUCGUUUCGCAGACGCAUCAGCAGUUUCGCAACUUCAAGAAAAAUCUCCGUGAAUCGAACUCCGAUCUGAGGCCCGAGAUCGAUCCCAAAUAUCUGGCGCAGCUUGGUUUCACGCAACCGCUCUAUAAUGGCAGCAACCGGGCAAACUUCACGAUCGUCACGUACGCGUUACCGGGUGAUAUUGCAUCAGCACUGUUGUACGUCCAGCACAUCGCUUUGAAGCUGCCAUCCCAGCCGUUGCUAGUGUAUGAUCUCGGUUUGGCUGAAUCCGAUUUACACGCCCUGCAAGGCUCGUGCAAUAGUACUUCAGCGACGCAUUGCACUGUGAUAACGUAUGAUCUGAGCAAGCUACCAGCGCACGUUGCCGAUCGAAGCAUGCAUGCUUUUCGGCCGAUCAUUAUCCACGACGCUUUGGCCCGCUCCAAGCUGAUCCUGUUCACGGAAAACAACGUACGCCUCAAGGGAGGCACCAGUGUGCGGGAUCUCGAAGAUGUGCGAAUGCGAGCGGAGAACAGCAGCUCAGGGGUGCUCGGAUGCAUGACAAAACAACCGGUCACAAGCCGGACGCAUCCGAAAAUGUUCGAAUAUUUCGAGAUCGCCGUGGACAACUUCUACUUCCUGCCGAUGACGUCGCUCGAGUUCGUUUUCUUUCGUAAUAGCGCGACGGUGAACGAUAAGGUGCUGCAGCCAUGGGUCCGCUGUGCACUCACGCUUGAAUGUUUGCAUCCCAUUGGCGCUCAGUCCGGUGGUUGCAAGUACAAUAAGAAGCCGCUGUAUCGGUACUCGGGUUGCCACGAGUACGACACGUGCGCGUUCAACAUCAUCCUCGGUAUGACAUUCGGGUACGAAGAGAGCAAUUACUCCAAUCAGGAUCUAGCGAAUCUGUACUACGUGGAAUCGCUGGAGCAAGCGACCAAGAUACUGGAAAACCGUCGAAAGAACAUCAGCGAUACGUCAGAGCAUCCGUUCACCGAGGAUUGA
This is a messenger RNA of Anopheles nili, 1086 nucleotides long. RefSeq lists its product as uncharacterized. The record is from RefSeq and is a predicted model, not a curated record. Lineage: Eukaryota; Metazoa; Arthropoda; Insecta; Diptera; Culicidae. The transcript has 3 exons. Bases 1 to 1086 code for a protein of 361 amino acids.